AUCUCCAUAACAAAAUAAGUCGAAAGAAUGGAAUACUUAGUAAAGCCUCAAAUUAUUUGUCACAUUGAGAAAUCUGUGAGCUAUUCCCUAUUUGAUGCAAAAUGGAUUCCUUCUAGUGCAAAAUUUGUAACCUUCGGGUCAAAACCUCGAGGUACUGGCAUAAUACAAAUUUAUGAAAUUGCCGAUGGUGAACUAAAAGUCAUUAAAGAUAUUCAGCAUCCAAACUCUAUUAAGUGUGGUACUUUUAGGGCAUCAAAUAAUAGUGAUCGGCAUUUUGCAACAGGAGAUUUUAAAGGAAAACUACAGAUAUAUGACAUAGAAAACCCAGCAAUACCUAUUUAUACAGCUAAUGCGCAUAAGGAAAUCAUUAAUAGCAUUGACGGAGUAGCAGGAAAUAAGAUUGGUAUGGGUCCACCUGAAUUGGUUACAGGAUCUAGAGAUGGUGCAGUAAAAGUUUGGGAUCCACGUCAAAAUGAUCUUCCUGUGGCAACAAUGGAGCCGAAUAUAUGUGAGGCUCGUAGGGAUUGUUGGACUGUAGCUUUUGGUAACUCUUAUAACUCGGAGGAAAGAAUAGUUGUAUCCGGUUAUGACAACGGCGAUAUUAAAAUGUUAGAUUUAAAAACAAUGUCACUCCGUUGGGAAUGUAACAUUAAAAAUGGGGUAUGCUGUCUUGAAUUUGACAGAGACGAUAUUUUGAUGAACAAGCUGGUCGCAACAACAUUGGAAUCAAAAUUUUAUGUUUUCGACUUGAGAACGCAGCAUCGCAAGAAAGGAUUUUCUUAUUUGUGCGAAAAGGCGCAUAAGUCAACUGUCUGGUUAGUUAGACAUUUACCUCAAAAUCGGGAUAUUUUUGCUACUUGUGGUGGUGGUGGAUCUAUUUGUUUAUGGAAAUACAAAUAUCCAAGUAAAAGGAGACACUUAGAUUCAGAAGGAGCAGAAGAAGGAUCUAUGGGUACAAUACAUUCUUUGCAAAAUGCAAAUUUAUCCUCACAACCAAUCAGCUCUUUAAAUUGGAGUCCUGAAAAAUUGGGAUUAGCAGUUUGUACUUCUUUUGAUCAGUGUCUUCGUGUUCUAAUUACUACAAAAUUGAAUAUGUGCUAGAAGCUAAUAAAAAAAUUUUUAAGAAUUUUUUGUUACAGAAUGAAUGUUUAUAAAUAAUACAUAAUAAUAUAAAUAUUGAUGGAGUCUCGUGCUGACUUUCAUAGAGUACGGUAGAUAAUUGUGAGCUGCUAAUUGAAAUAAAUAUUAUUGACUUUAUUUACUGA
This is a messenger RNA of Leptopilina heterotoma, 1265 nucleotides long. It is a transcript of the gene Wdr92, whose product is annotated as dynein axonemal assembly factor 10. The record is from RefSeq and is a predicted model, not a curated record. Gene Ontology annotation, molecular function: ubiquitin binding. The transcript has 4 exons. The coding region runs from base 28 to 1101 and encodes 357 amino acids. NCBI's taxonomy places the organism in Eukaryota, Metazoa, Arthropoda, Insecta, Hymenoptera, Figitidae.